Corylus avellana is the source of this 1888-nucleotide messenger RNA. Its product is annotated as Galactose oxidase/kelch repeat superfamily protein. The record is from RefSeq and is a predicted model, not a curated record. Gene Ontology annotation, molecular function: protein binding. Lineage: Eukaryota; Viridiplantae; Streptophyta; Magnoliopsida; Fagales; Betulaceae.
GACAGCUUUAAAGGUUAGGUUCUUCCCUCAUUCCAAUGCCGGGAUUUUACUUCUUUGAGCUCUGACAAGUUUUCUCACAAAGCAAAACCAGAUGGUUCUCGAGCCAAAGAAUUAACCGCCAUGGAUGGUAUUGGGGAAUCUUCUGAAUCUGCGUCUGCAGUAUCCAGUUCUCAAUUGAAGAGCAAUGGGUCUUUUCAUGAAGAUGAUAGGUCCCCUAAGCAAGUGUCACCUCUUAGGGGUGGUGGGUCAAGGAAUACGAGUCCAUUGGGGCGGAUAGGAUCAAGGAACACUAGCCCUUCAAGGCAGAAGGCGAUCAAGACCAAACCACGUGGAUUAGAUGAGGAAAGGGUUGCUACAUUUGGUAAAGCUGUUCACCCUGAUGUUCAAAUGGAAGAUAGUAUAUGGGCAAUGUUGCCCGAAGACUUGCUGAAUGAGAUUUUAGCUAGGGUUCCGCCGUUUAUGAUCUUUCGCCUACACUCUGUUUGUAAAAGGUGGAAUUCGAUUCUUCAAGAUAGUAGUUUUCUUAAAUUCCACUCACAAGUGUCAUCUCAUGGGCCUUGUCUUCUUACAUUUUGGAAGAACUCUCAGACCCCACAAUGCUCGGUCUUCAGCUUGCCUUUGAAAACGUGGUAUAAGAUUCCAUUCACAUUUUUGCCACAGUGGGCGUUCUGGUUGGUUGGUUCUUCAGGUGGUCUUGUUUGCUUUUCUGGGCUCGAUGGGCUAACUUUCAAAACUUUAGUUUGUAAUCCCCUCACGCAAACUUGGAGGACGUUGCCGAGCAUGCAUUAUAAUCAGCAAAGGCAACUGAUCAUGGUCGUUGAUAGGACAGACCGAUCAUUUAAGGUAAUAGCCACUAGUGAUAUUUAUGGUGACAAAUCAUUACCCACUGAAGUAUAUGAUUCCAAGCUUAACACUUGGUCACUUCACCAGGUAAUGCCUGCAGUUAAUCUUUGCUCCUCGAAGAUGGCAUAUUGUGACUCCAAAUUGUACUUGGAAACCCUUUCACCGCUUGGUCUGAUGAUGUAUCGGAUGGAUGCGAGUUAUUGGGAACACAUUCCAGCUAAGUUCCCAAGGUCUUUGUUGGAUGGUUAUUUGGUUGCUGGAACCCAGAAGCGUCUCUUUCUAGUUGGAAGGAUCGGUCUUUAUAGUACGCUUCAGAGUAUGAGAAUUUGGGAAUUGGACCAUGCAAAAGUUAUCUGGGUGGAGAUUAGCAGGAUGCCGCCAAAGUAUUUUCGAGCUUUGUUGAGGUUAUCAGCUGAGAGGUUUGAGUGCUUUGGUCAGGAUAAUUUGAUCUGUUUCACAUCUUGGAACCAAGGGAAGGGCCUUUUGUAUGAUGUGGAUAAGAAGAUUUGGUCCUGGAUUGCUGGCUGUGCUCUUCAGUCAUACAACAGCCAGGUUUGUUUCUAUGAGCCAAGAUUUGAUGCUUCCAUCUACUGAGGAAAUUUUGCUUUGCGGUGUCCACUUCAUCUAUUAUAUGAGGUUUAUAAGGAAUUAGUAUCCUCAUUUUGCCUUUUCUCUAAUUUCCUUCUUCUGCACAUCCAUGAGAAAGGUUCUUCACUAAGCUAGUCACUUCAUCAUUCAAUUCCUUUGAGCUUUCAUGCUAUAUCAGCAAUAAAGGUGCAUCUGAAGAAAAAGGUCUUGUUGAAGAUUUUGUUCAUGCAAGGGUGAUAUCACCUUGUACGAGGGCUCUGUAAUGCACAAUGAUUGAGCAAGGUUGUAGUUUAGAUAAGGCCUAUGCUUGUUAAGGAUGUAUGCAGAUGAUGACAUCUAGGGAAGGAACGCCAGAAGGCAAUUUUCUUUCCUACUCUUGUAAAAUAUUUGAAAUUGAGUUGUACAUUCCAGCUAAAUAUCUCUAACUUUUAAUGCUAUCUUGCUUUUCUAUUAACUA